GCCUUUCGUUUCCACGUAAACAGGUGAAAAACCCAACCAGGAAGUAAACAAUAAUGGCGAUGACUUCAAGAAAAAUAGUUUCUAAUGUUUUAAAACUAUUUCUUAUUUUCUUUAUUCAACAAACACUUUGUGAGAGACCCACCACUAGUUUAUCUUUAACCCAGAAGUUAUCGGAGGACAGGAAUGGGAUCCAUAUGAGAAGUGUCACCCCCACCAAGUCGUCAACUCAACAGGCAAGACUGCACCCGGGGGUCAUUGCAGCUGUGAUAUUCGUUACAUUUGCUGCAGUUCUCGCUGCAGUUUUUAUCAUCAGAAAAUACUGCUUUCCCCGCAGCGAGGCCACAUACAGGUACUCAGUGCUGAGGCGGAUGGAGGCUGAGGGGCCAGGAGGGACGGAGGAGGAGGAGGACAGGCCCGGGCCCUACACACUGGGGGAGGACUCUGAUGAGGUUGGUGGACCUGGUCCUGUGUCCCUGUCAUCCUCCACGUCACUAUAGUGGUGUAGGGUGAAGUUGCCCCAGGACGCUGAUCUUGGGUCAGUUUUGCAUUUUCCCUACUGAUGGUUAAGGUUAGGAUUGGGGGAAGAGAAGCUGAUCCUAGAUUUGCAUCUUGGGGAAGCAUUACCCCUGAGCCACUAUAGUGUACUCCAGAACAGCUGUCUUAAUCAGGGGGUGGAGAAAAUUACAUUUUAGAGACUUGAAACGUUUUGGCAACACCUAAGUUAUACCAUAGGCUAUACGAGUACUUGGCUGCUAAACAUUUCAUAGGCCUAGCCUACUAUAUAUUUUUUUCAGGGCUUGUGGGUGUUUUUGCUGUGAUAAGAGAUCUAGUUGUGUCUUUCUUCUCUUUUCUCCCCUCCAACAGGAUAUGUUGGAGUGAAUCAUCACUCGGAUGACACUUCUCUGCGCUCAGGUUAGCUGAGGUCGACUGUGAAGUGUGUGUGUGUGCGUGCGUGCGUGCAUUCGCUAAGCUGUUAACCUCUUCUUCUCCUUGCACCCCUUCCAGUCUACAUGCUCCCGAAAUCCAGUUACAACAGUGCUAUUAUCCACUGAUGCUCGUUUUAAUUCAGGGAAUUGUUGUCAUGACAUGCGUACCUUAUUCUACACAUCUGGACUGUUAAUAAUAUUUUUAAUUGUAUAACCGAUACCAAUGGCUAGCAGAACAAAAUAAUCAUUCUUCACAAGUAUAGAAGCUGUGUCUGCACUGUAUACCGCAAUCAAAUCUUUCUAUUUGUUACUGACCUCUUCAAGCACUGUUUCAGUUGUUGAGUAUUGUUGUGUCAUCUUUAAGUAUUAUUCACACAUUUAAUGUAAAGUAUGUUAUACUAUGUUAACUUAACACAGCUGCCCAGGUUUUGUCUUUAAGACAAGCUGUUGUGCUUACGUCCUUUAAUUAUUGUUCUUGUUUGUCAUUUAGCAGACGCUCUUAUCCAGAGCGACUUACAGUAGUGAGUGUGUGUUUUUCGUUUUUUAUUUUCUUCUUUAUAUUAUAUAAACAUGUUGUAUAAAUGUAUUUCCCCCUGAGCAAAAAUGAAUAUGUCAAUCAAUCAAAUGUAUUUAUAAAGCCCUUCUUACAUCAGCUGAUGUCACAAAGUUCUGUACAGAAACCCAGUCUAAAACCCCAAACAGCAAGCAAUGCAGGUGUAGAAGCACGUGUUUGCAGUUCUGUUUUGUGUUUGCCGUUCUGCACUUUGACAUUAAAUAAUGUACAGUACCGCUACUGUGAGCUUCUUCAGUGCUUGUAAAUAAAGAGACACUCUGCUCAUCUGGCAUGAGGGACACGUCAUUAUCAACCACACCCCCACACCUGUGUAUGCUAAUCACAUAAACCAACAAUCCAAAGGGUAAUGAAAGGGUAAUAAAUCAUGAAUCAUGGAAGAGAGCGAUUCCAGUAACAAUAAUGCCAUCAGGCCAGUGCAUGCCCUCUUGUCCAUUGGCCCAUUCCCAGUCACACUGCUGUGUUCUACGUUAGGCGUUUGAUUUCAACACUAGAGGACAGUAAAGGUAUGGCAAAAGUAAAUAGAACUGCUAAAGCUGCCUUUCUCAGGUGAAAGGUCUCAUUGUGUUGUAUUGUUUGAUCAAAAGCCAAUCCGUUGUCGUGUCCUUCUCGGUGUGGCCAUCUUGUUUAUAUAGUGGGUGUGGACAUAUUACCAUGUCCUGGUUUCACAAUGUACCUUACAGGAGUGUUGGCAUUUACUCUAUACUAUAGGCUACAGGAUAAUCACUCUUGGUUCUCUAUUGAGGUUGAACACUGCUGUAGAUUUUACAGGAUGACAGUGGAAGUGGGGACUGUUGCUUGAGCUAUACAGCAUGACAGAGGAGAGAACGCCAGGCUGUCAGGAAAUACUUCAGGAAUCUCUUCUUUCAGUGUAAAGAACUGCCAAAAUACCAAGGAAUUGUCUUCUAAUUGGCUGUUGAGAUGAGAGCAAGAGGCAUUGUGUAUGCUGUUACUUUCCUCAUCGUUAUCCUCGUUAUAUGGGGAAUCUUUACCAACCCACCCUACAUCCAUCAGAGAGCCAGGGUUCUACAACAACAUAUCUUUGGAGCUCAAAGAGCAACUGUAGUCACUGCUGCUGUGCCCGAAACCUCGCAUCCAAAAUGCAGCCUUUCCAAAAACUGUCCUAUCGACCAUUUUGCCUUUCAAAUCAGGAGUGGAGCAGCGACUGUUGUGGGCCCAAAGAUCUGCUUUGAUGGUAACAUUGUUAUGAGUGGUGUGAUGAACAACGUGGGACCAGGCCUGAACCUAGUGCUGGUGAAUGGUGAAAAUGGGAAGAUCGAAAAAUUUGACUACUUUAACAUGUACUCUGGAGAAACAAAGGCCAUCUUGGACUUCUUAAAGACGAUUAAACCCGGAAUGAUUGUUCUGGUGGCAUCUUUUGAUGAUGCAGCGACAAAGAUGACUGAUGAAAUCAGGAACAUAUUUGCGGGACUGGGAAGCAGCAGUAUCAAGGAUGUGAAAUUCAGAGACAGCUGGGUCUUUGCUGGAGGCGCUGGGACAGAACAGAAAAGCCCCUUUGAGAAGCUGGCUGCCAAUAAUCAGAAGACCAACAUUUACGGAAACUGGCCAGAGGUGGUGGAAAUAGCCGGCUGCUUCCCCAGGAAGAUCUGACUAGACAUCCCAUACAGAGAUCUCCGAGUAUACUGAUCUGGAAUCAUGUCCAUCCUGUCCAUGUAUUGUUAUUCAUUAUUAUGUCAAAGGCUAAACAGAUCCUGAAUCGGCACUCAUACUAUAUGAGAUGUUUUAUAAAAACAGGCCUUGAUAGACGUCCUAUGAAAAUGGAUCCGGACUGGCUUGAUGAUUGACAGAUCAAACAAACCGCUAUCAGGAUCACUCAACAAUAAGGAACAACUUCUCUGUUAAGACUGGGCAUUCAUUGUUUUUUUUCAUGUCAGAUUGUUAUGGUUACAGAUUUUUUUGGCAAAAUAGAGGAAUUUCAAAGUAUGUAAAACAAUAAAAAAAUGUGUUUUUAAGAAA
Molecule: messenger RNA, 3474 nt
Organism: Salmo salar (Atlantic salmon)
Lineage: Eukaryota; Metazoa; Chordata; Actinopteri; Salmoniformes; Salmonidae
Source: RefSeq, a predicted model, not a curated record